Molecule: messenger RNA, 819 nt
Organism: Nilaparvata lugens (brown planthopper)
Lineage: Eukaryota; Metazoa; Arthropoda; Insecta; Hemiptera; Delphacidae
Gene: mRpL20
Product: 39S ribosomal protein L20, mitochondrial
Exons: 5
Coding region: 137-637 (166 amino acids)
Biological process (GO): translation; ribosomal large subunit assembly
Cellular component (GO): ribosome
Molecular function (GO): structural constituent of ribosome; rRNA binding
Source: RefSeq, a predicted model, not a curated record
GAAUCAAAGCUCAGCCACGCUCAGCCUCAGGAGCUCAUCACUUUAUAACAUAACCUAUCAAUAAACCCAUUUAUUCUAGGAUAAAAAGUAGGCCUAUACAUUUUUAGGAUAUUUUAAAAUUUUUUAGUUAAUCAAAAUGGUUUUUACAUCAAUAGCUCACUUCAUACGUGCUAAUAUCAAUAAAAUGAAAGGACCGGAUGAAUUUUGGAGGAAAAGGAGAAUUUUCAGAUUGACUGCCCACUUUAUUAAUAGGAAGCGGAAUUGCUACUCUCUUGCAAUUCGAGGUGCCCAUAGAGCUAUGCAGUAUGCCACCAAAGGACGUCAUUUGAAGAAACAGGACAUGAGAAAUCUGUGGCUUCAACGAGUAACAGCUGGCAGUGAAGAACAUGGAGUGCCGUUUCCAGUGCUCCAGAAGGGACUUAUCAGAUCAGAUGUACUUCUCAGUCAAAAAACUCUCUCUGAACUAGCUGCAUGGGAACCUCGGACAUUCAAGGCUCUCACACAAUUGGCAUGGACUAAGGGCGUUGAAGAUGGCUUCAAUCGUAUUGAAACACUGGGUGAACCUCCAAAAAAUGUGUUCACGAGAGGCAUGCUCACAAAAGAGGUCUAUCUAAGUGAUGACGAGUCAAAAAAUUGAUCAUCUUGACCAGUGAAAAAAUCUUGACUAUACAAGUGAGAAGUAUUCUAGAGUGUUAGUAUAAUGUCGAAUGAUUUUUUGUCUUUAGGAAUUUUCAGUUAUUCUUACCUGUUAAUCAUUAUUUGUAUUUAUAUAUUCUUGAAUUUGUUACAAUAAAAAGAGAAUGAUUUGUGGAUCAGUAA